AUGAGCGACUACGAGUCUCCAAUCCUGGUCACCCAUGUUUGCCAAUUAGGAAAAUGUCGCGCACUCCCUCGCUACGAUUGUCCCUACGCCCAACGUCCGCAAAAGAAGGAACCGCACAAACAAGCAUUCCGUGAAGCUAUUCGAGCGCAAGCCGCUGCUGCGGAGGAGUGGUUGAGACGAAGUGGCUCCCGUCCUCUGCGUCUCUCUAUUGCUUGCGGUAUGGAACUGAAGUUCUUGCCCUCGACGGAUGUUCUGAUGUUGCAAUCGAUUUACAUCAAAAUCGUCGAUGCUUCAGCUGGUGGUCUUUCGUCUGAGCUUUGGGAGAGGAGCGAGCUUCUCAAAGCACGCACACUACGCAAGCUUGUUGCCCCCGUGCUUAUCCAACAGCCCCGCACAGCUGCCGCUGAAUUGGAGGCAGCUGACAGCUCUUUCAUUUUUCAGCUUGCGUCUUCAAGGCGCCGUCAAUCUCCCGAGCAUCCUUCAGGCAUUACAGCAAUACAGUUCUCAACUUUUGUCCCCGUCUCUUUCAUUCGGCGACCGCCGUGUUAUUCCCCGGAUCACUACCCGCCGAACGAGGAUCCCCUGCUGCUCUCCUUACCAUCCCUCGAGAAGCUAUUCAUUGGAGAUGGUGCUCAUGAUUUGACACGAUUGUUCCAGGUUUUGGAGACGCCUCUUCUUCGAUCGUUCACUUAUACUACUAGUGAAAAGGCGUAUCGCGCCCCUCUUAGCUUCGAAAUUCUGUCUUCAUUCAUCUCGCGUACAUUGGGCGUACGAAAGCUCCCCAUCGACCCCGAGCACCUCACACGCGACGAAUUCGGUGAGAUUCUCCGUCCGCGUCAAUGCCCGCACCUCAGGUUCCUCAAAACCUCGGAGCAUUGUCAGUGUCCCGACGCUUGCAGAAACGACUCGAAGUUGAUAAACAGCAGACUCCUCGAGUUGUUUGCUGGGACACACCCAACGGAGCCAGGCAUUUGCCCUGGACUUGAGGAGAUCGAAUGGAGGCAUUGCUCCGGGUUUUCGGACGAUGAGCUGCUCAUCAGCGAGUGCGGCGGGGCCGUGUCGUGUGUGGCGAAGCUAAAAAGAAUGCACGUCGAGUUCGAACGGACUAAAUAA
Cyclocybe aegerita is the source of this 1113-nucleotide messenger RNA. The record is from the annotation of a GenBank genome assembly. Lineage: Eukaryota; Fungi; Basidiomycota; Agaricomycetes; Agaricales; Hemipholiotaceae.